This is a messenger RNA of Alligator sinensis (Chinese alligator), 4686 nucleotides long. RefSeq names its product hepatocyte growth factor (gene HGF). The transcript has 18 exons. Gene Ontology annotation, molecular function: signaling receptor binding; serine-type endopeptidase activity. Lineage: Eukaryota; Metazoa; Chordata; Crocodylia; Alligatoridae. The record is from RefSeq and is a predicted model, not a curated record. Gene Ontology annotation, biological process: negative regulation of apoptotic process; hepatocyte growth factor receptor signaling pathway; proteolysis. Bases 91 to 2136 code for a protein of 681 amino acids.
CACCAGCUGCUGCUUCCCGGCGCCAGCCCCCUGCCAGAGGGCAAAGGGAGAAGGAGAAAUCCUCUUCAUGACUUCAGAAAGACAGGAGAGAUGAUGCUAAUUAAAGUAGACAACUCACUGGAGGUAAAAACCAAGCUGUUAAACACCACGGAGCAAUGUGCCAAGAGAUGCAGCAGAAAUAAAGGCCUUUCUUUCACUUGCAAGACCUUUGCCUAUGACAGAGUUAUGAAACGAUGCCAUUGGUUGUCCUUCAAUAGUUUGACAAAUGGAGUGAGAAAGAAGCAAGACCAUGCAUUUGAUCUGUAUGAAAAGAAAGACUAUGUUAGAAAUUGUAUAAUUGGAAAAGGGGCAAAUUACAAGGGAACAAUAUCUAUUACAAGAAGUGGCAUCCAGUGUCAGAUGUGGAAUUCUAUGAUCCCCCAUGAGCACAGCUUUUUGCCUUCGAGCUAUCGGGGUAAGGACCUGUGGGAAAACUACUGUCGGAAUCCCCGAGGGGAAGAAGGAGGACCUUGGUGUUUUACGACCAAUCCAGAGAUUCGCCAUGAAGUCUGUGACAUUCCUCUCUGUUCAGAAGUUGAAUGCAUGACUUGCAAUGGAGAAAGCUAUAGAGGCCCAAUGGAUCACACAGAAUCUGGCAAAGAGUGCCAGCGCUGGGAUCUCCAGAGGCCACACAGACACAAAUUCCGUCCAGAAAGAUAUCCUGACAAGGGCUUUGAUGAUAAUUACUGCCGCAAUCCUGAUGGCAAGCUGAGACCGUGGUGCUACACUCUUGACCCUAACACCCCCUGGGAGUUUUGUGCAAUUAAAACGUGUGCUCAGAGCAUUGUGAAUAGCACUGAUGCAGCAGUUGAAACAACAGAGUGCAUCAAGGGGCAAGGUGAGGGCUACCGAGGUACUGUGAAUAACAUAUGGAGUGGCAUCCAGUGUCAGCGCUGGGACUCCCAGUUUCCUCACCAGCACAACAUCACUCCAGAAAACUUCAAGUGCAAGGAUUUAAGGGAGAAUUACUGCCGAAAUCCAGAUGGAUCUGAGUCACCAUGGUGUUUUACAACUGACCCAAACAUCCGGAUUGGUUAUUGUUCCCAAAUACCCAAGUGUGAUGUCUCAAGUGAACAAGAUUGCUACCGUGGCAACGGCAGGAAUUACAUGGGGAAUUUGUCCAAGACAAGAUUUGGGCUAACUUGCUCCUUGUGGGACAAGAAUAUUGAAGAUUUAAGGAGGCAUAUACCAGUGUUCAGGGAACCGGAUGUUAGCAAACUGAAGAAAAACUACUGCCGCAAUCCAGAUGACGAUGCUCAUGGUCCCUGGUGCUACACAAGUGAUCCACUCAUCCCCUGGGACUACUGUCCUAUUUCUAGAUGUAAAGGUGAUACUACUCCGACCACAACCAGCUUAGAUAAUACUGUCAUUCCUUGUGCCUCAACAAAGCAGUUGAGAGUUGUAAAUGGAAUCCCAAUGCAAAAUAACCCAGGAUGGAUGGUUAGUUUGAUGUACAGGGAUAGACUUAUUUGUGGAGGCUCUUUGAUAAAGGAGAACUGGGUGCUAACUGCAAGACAGUGCUUCCCUUCUCGGUACAAAGAUUUGAAAGACUAUAAAGCUUGGCUUGGAGUUCAUGACGUCGAAGAGAGAGAAGAAGGGAUGAAAAGACAAAUUCGGAAUAUUUCCCAGUUGGUGUAUGGUCCCGAAGGGUCUGAUUUGAUGUUACUGAAACUUUCCAGACCUGCAGUAUUGAAUGCUGAGGUGGAUAUAAUCCGACUGCCCAUUUCUGGAUGUACCAUUCCAGAGAAGACCACUUGCAGUGUUUAUGGAUGGGGAUACACAGGAUUGAUUCCCUCUGAUGGCCUGCUCCGGGUAGCGAACCUGCCUAUUGUAGGAAAUGAGAAGUGCAACCAGUAUCUCAAAGGGAAAAUCACUGUGAAUGAGUCAGAAAUCUGUGCUGGGGCUGAGACCAUUGGUUCCGGACCUUGUGAGCGGGAUUAUGGUGGUCCCUUGGUGUGUGAACAAAACAGGAUGAAAAUAGUAGUGGGUGUUAUCGUUCCUGGUCGUGGAUGUGCCAUUCCAAAUCGGCCUGGUAUUUUUGUCCGAGUGGCAUAUUACUCCAAGUGGAUACGCAAAAUCUUGCUGACAUACAAAUGAGUUAUAACAGAAUAUUCUACAUAAAAGAACCACUUCCAUUCUCAUGAAGAUUUCAGAGAACGUGAAAUUAACGUGUAGUGUAAAGAUCCAUGAUUCUUUUUUUAAACUACUUGCUAGUCAAGUUGUUGAGCUUCUGUUGAUAUUUAUGGGUGUUUUCUGAUGUUUUUGUCUACCAGUGUUGUUUUAUAAAUGUUGAAGUGAGCUACAGUAUAUGCAAGUAUAGUGACAUAUUUCCUGAAGAUACUUGAAUGGGUAAACAAUGCUAAUGCUGGCUGAUAAUGAGUUUUAUGGAAAUAGAUCAUGUGGUUUCUUUUUAUGCUGCUCUUCUGGUCAGCUUGUUCGUGAGAAACAAAGGAAGUUUGUUUUACACACCUCUUUCAGACUAUGAGCCAUGUACUGCUCUAUCAGUCUUCCUGAGAGCUGAGAGCAUUGAUCUGUACAACAUUUAUGGACCUAUUUCUCUUCUCCUAUAUUCAGAAUUUAAAUUCCUCCAAUGUCUAAUUUUAAAAUGUAAUCUCUUUAACUUCUCAUUGUGGACUCAAGUCUUUAAACACUCCAUCAGCAGAGUUCUUAUCGAAGUCAAUGGGAAUGGUCUUUACACAAUUUAUUGGAACUAGCUCUAUACUUGCUACCCUACAAGUAUAUAGUAUAUAUUAUAACAAAACACCUGAAAAGGGAAGAGACAUAGUAGUAGGUUAUUAGCAAAUUUUCAGUCAUUUGCUUUUUAUUUUAAAGUCUCCUAAUUAAUGCUGUAUUACAGUGCCAAGUAAAGUGUAUUUCAUAGAGUUCCAGUAAUGUAUCCUGAUUAGCUAAUAACAGACCAUUUUUAUCAUUAAAAUAAAUGAUUUUCAUAUAGGGAGUUAAGUUCGUAUCUCUCUUUCAUUAACUGUGCUGUAAAUUGAAGGACUCUAGUUACCUCAAGGGAGCUACUCUGCAUUUAUAGCAGUAUAGUGAGAGUGGAAUUUGGCCCUUAGCUGAUAAAAUUAACAGGGAAAAAGAAGAAUAUUUAAUGUAGCUAAGGCCAAGUUAUGUCUUCAGAUAUGUAAAUGAAAAAUGCAUACUCUCUCUGGGGGUAGAGUCUCUAUCUGUCUCGUAUAACAAGCCAAACCAGUAAAAGAACUAUGGUUUGAAAAUAGAGUGGAAGGUGUCAUUUAACUUCAGUAACAUUACCCAUCUCUUCUUUAUGGGUGUCAUAUAUUCUCUUUAAUAAAAAACUAACUGUAUGUGGCCAAAAAAUACAUCUCUAACAUCAUGUGUUUGAAUUUAAUAAAACUAUCAUGGGGGUGAGUAUUGUCUGCUAUACAAUGUGCAAAGCAUUGCUAAUAGUUUAAUUGCUUGCGUUUCUUUUGUGUGUGCACAUGUAGAAUCAUAAUUUUCUUUAUUACUGUUGAACCAAGAAAAAAAACAACCCAGCAUCUAUGAGGGGUUGCUCCUUUAGAACACAUUGUAUAAAUGAAAAAACCGAGCAAUUAGCAAAUGGCAAUAUUUUCUAAUAGAUGGUCUAAUUACCCUGUAAUUGCUGGCAAAUGGAUAUGACAUAUAAUCCCAUUGUACUUAUUAUUACAGUACAUUAAAUCAUAUACGUAACUUUAUGGUUACUUUAUUUGUGAACGAUAUAAUUGUCUAUGUUCCAGAAAGCAAACUGUUCAGUUAAGCAAAGUGCAUAACUACAUUGCUCCUAAACUGACAUCUUUUCAUAGAGUCACACGAAUAAAACAUGUUUUGUUAUAGUUACACGCUGAGUGGCAUAGUGCUGAAUCCUGCCCUAGUGAAAAAGUAACCCUGCAAGGGGAGCUGUGUUGGGAGGCACCCAAAGGACUGACUCACUAAUCUUUAUUCAGCAAAGCACUUUAAUUGGAUUUACAUGUGUGCUUAAGUGUUUUGGUGAAUGGGAUUGAACUUCAGCCUAUGUUUAAGUACAUCAUUAAAUUAAGGCUUAUGUCCAGCACUCAGAACAUUCUGCUGGUACAAAGCAAGAAGUCUUUCAGCAAUCAGAUAUACAGGUGUGUUCCUGAAAAUCCUUCCUUAUCCUUGGUCAAAAUGGAGCUAUUUAUGUGAGUAAUGACCAGCAAUCCUGGUUUUCUGAUUUUAUAUAUAGUGGCGUUUCAUUUAAAUCAGGGAAAAAUUUAAAUAUUGGGUUAAUUUUUCUAUUUGUUUUAUCAGAGAAAACCAGGAUCCCUGGUAAGGACAAGGCCUUCCAGGUUCUAGAUCCUAGACUGACAUACUUCCCAUUGCACUCUGGCUCUUUUGCACCCUUUGCUUUCUGGUUCCUCCUAUUCAGUAACCUAGCAGAGGGCAGGAUUUAGCCUGUUGUAGUUACAGAUAAUUGUCGCCAUAUAUGUAAAAAUAUAUAUUCUCAUUAAAUAUAUGUUGACUAUAUCUUAAGAAACAAUUAACUUUUAAAGACAGAUAAGGGACUCCUAGUGAGUUUUUAUUUUUGGUUGUCAGAACAUGGAAGAUGUAUAUAAUUCCAUGUCACUUUUCCUAUUCUAAGAAUUGUUAUGUGCUCACUGUACUAUAUUUGCAGGCAUUUUGUUAUGUCUACCAAAA